AUGAUGAGAGGAGCCACGCGAAACCUUGAGUAUGUCGACGGAGAGAACUUCUUCAGUCUUCAGUUCCGCAUGUUUCGAGGUCAACGGCCGGACCGCGACGAGCAAGAAAAGAGCGGCAUACCGGCAACAUCCCCGAUUUUGGCACGGGCUGCUGAGCCUUGGCUGUUUCGACAAAAGGUACAUACGGAAGUAUGGCGCGGGAAGACGUUCUCCGCGAACGCUAACACGAUGACUAGCGUUGACCUGCGGUGCAACCAAAUGUUGGCGUCGUUCUAUUUGCGGCCGGGAGUUUGCUUUUCAAGGUAGUAGGCAAUAUAUUUCCAAUCGCCAAACAUGGCGGCGGUAGGCUCUUAUGGUUGAGUCCCGGACUGAGGCGUAGGCCGUUUGGUGCGUGUACCUAUAGAG
Messenger RNA from Ectocarpus sp. CCAP 1310/34, 405 nucleotides. The record is from the annotation of a GenBank genome assembly. Lineage: Eukaryota; Phaeophyceae; Ectocarpales; Ectocarpaceae.